CCCCGCCCCUGAACCGCUCUCGCGGCAGCGACCCAUGUGGGAGUUCAGGCUCCUGCGGUCGCCGCCGCCGCCGCCGCUGCUGCUCCUGCUGCCGCAGCUCAGCCUCGGAAUGGCCGCGUCGCGCUCGCAGGCCGGAGCCAUGAACCUGGGCGGCGGCGGCGGCGGCGGCGGCGGCGGCGGCGGCGGCGGCGGCUGCGCACGGGGCUCCCCGUUGGCCGCGGCGCGCCGGCCGCAGUGCGUGCAGCUGCCCCCGGUGCCGGGAGCCGACCCGCAGCGCAGCAACGAGCUGCUCCUGCUGGCGGCCGAGGCGGCGGGGCCGGCGCUCCCUGGGGACCCGGCGAGGGAGGAGCCGCAGCAUCACGUUCUCUAUUUCCCCGGGGACGUGCAGAAUUACCAUGAAAUUAUGACUCGUCAUCCUGAGAAUUAUCAGUGGGAAAACUGGAGUCUAGAAAAUGUUGCCACCAUUUUAGCCCACCGGUUCCCCAGUAGUUAUAUUUGGGUGAUAAAGUGCUCGCGAAUGCAUUUGCACAAAUUCAGCUGCUAUGACAAUUUUGUGAAAAGUAAUAUGUUUGGUGCUCCAGAACACAAUACUGACUUUGGAGCUUUUAAGCACCUUUAUAUGUUAUUAGUUAAUGCUUUUAACUUAAGUCAGAACAGUCUGAUAUCAAAGAAGAAUGUAAAAGAUUUGAAUAAGGACUCCAAAGCAUCUAAUUGUAGAUCCAGUUCUCACACUACUAAUGGUUGCCAGGGAGAAAAAGAGAGGACCUGUGAAGAAUUUGAUGAGUCCACCCUGAGUUUUUACCCACCAUCACUAAAUGGUGCUUCUUUUACUUUGAUUGGAUUCAGUAAAGGUUGUGUUGUUUUGAAUCAAUUGCUUUUUGAAUUAAAAGAAGCCAAGAAAGACAAGAACAUAGAUGCUUUUAUCAGAAGCAUAAGAACAAUGUACUGGCUGGAUGGCGGUCAUUCUGGAGGAAGCAAUACGUGGGUUACUUAUCCAGAAGUCCUGAAAGAAUUUGCACAAACAGGGAUUAUUGUUCAUACCCAUGUAACACCUUACCAAGUGUGUGAUCCAAUGAGAUCUUGGAUUGGAAAGGAGCACAAGAAAUUUGUUCAGAUUCUUGGGGAUUUUGGUAUGCAGGUGACUAGCCAAAUUCAUUUUGCAAAGGAAGCUCCUUCCAUAGAGAAUCACUUCAGGGUUCAUGAAGUAUUCUGAGACUAUAAAAGUAUUAAUAUACUUGUUCAGUGGAAGAGCAGAAGCACUUUGAGUGUUAUAAAUACAGAUAAUGAGAUAUAAUUCAUAGAUGCAUUGUCAGUUUUUUGGGGGAGGGCGGGGGGAGGAAGCACACAUUCCUAAAAUGAGUAUAAUGUGCAAUAGUAUUCCUUGCUUGUGAAUGUGAACGGUUUUUAAUUUGGGUUGGGUUAGAAUUAGUUCAUUUGAAAAGUAAAAGAUGGUUUGUGAUAAUCCUACAAGGAGAGAGAUAAGACCCUUAAGAAUGAAAGUUACAAUAUAGUCCUUAUAUAAAAGGUCUUGAAAAUUGUUGGAAAAUUGUUGGAAAUAGUUUAUUUUCUGAGUAAUGUUUGGGAUUAAUUUUGGUGACGCUAAUGGUAAUUAGCUAUUUGGCACUCAAAACUCCAUUUCUCUUCAAGUAAAGCAAAGGCACACUGAUGUUUUCCAUAGUUUUGGAAUUAACUAUACCCUGCUUCAUAUGUUUUGUAAACUCAUAGUCAUUCUUUAAUAUGCCACCAAGUAUUUUUUUAAGAGUCAAGUAUAUUUGUUUCCAAAUUUCCAAGAACAUGCAGUAGUGUAUAGUUGGUUUUUGAAAACAUUACACUUAAGCACUAUGGCUUAAUUUUUAAUUGACAACUUUUAGAUAAGUUAUUUUGUAGUUUCUUGACUCCUGACCAAAAACCAGUUCUUUUGGAAAAAUUGUUUUAAAUUGAACAUAAUUAGGUAUAUUGGGUAAAAAUAUGCUACAGAUUUAAAAUCUUUUCAUCAUAUCAGUCUUUUGAAAGAGAUCAACUUAGGUGAAAUAAAUGUGUAACACACUAUUUGUUACUGCUCUAUUGAAAAGGAGACAGAUUCUAAAGAUCUAACUCAAUGUUUCUCCAGAAGUAUGAUUUUGUCUGCCAAAAGAAAGCAGCUCUCUUUGGCCAAAAUGCAAAAUUAUAUUGCUAUAAGAAAAGUUACAGGGAAAGUUUGAAGACACAAAUGAUUUAAUUUGGCUCAAAAACUGAAUUUGCUUAACACUGCUACAUAAUUUGGGUGAGGUUUCCUUCUGCCUGUUUUUCUUGACCUAGAUAAAUACAUUUUCAGAAACCCAAGACCUAAUGAAUGUCAACCAACAUUGACAGCUGUGUGAUUACAAUAAAGGAUGAACACUUUUUAAUUUAUUAAGAAUUUAGCUUUUAUAGGUCAUGAAAUAAUUAAGCAGGGAAGUAACAUUGAUGCUUUCAGACUGAAAAAAAGACACUGAAGCUUAAUAUCUUAAUAACCCAGAGGACCUAAAUUUAUAAAAUACCGAAUUAAAAUGUUAAUCUCUUGGUUUCUUCAUAGAAUUGUAUUUUAAUGACUAUAAUACAUUCCAAAUAUUCAGUUAUGAGAAAGAAUUCUUACUCACCAAAUGCUUAAAAAUAACAUCCCUUAAUUCUAUAAAGUAUAGAAUUGUAUCACUCAAUUUUUUUUAAAGGACAUGUUUAUAUUGCUUCAGUUUCUUUAAAUACAUGUUUCUUUUGAGACCAAAAAUUCCCAACAAAGAAACAUGUCAGCCUGAUUCUAGCAUUUUAUUACCUAAUCUUAAAGUACCAUGAUGGAUUGGAUGGCUUCUUUCAAUAUUUAACAAUCCUUGGUUAAAUUCAUUUGGUAGUGAAUUCAUAAGGUAGUGAAUACACUAAUGAGGGGGGAAGGAAAGGCACUUAUUUUUACAGGAUUAACAUUUGAAAUGGAAAAAGUAGGACUUCCUGCAGGAUUCAUUUUAAAAACCUGAGAUAUUUAAAAAUCUAGGUUCUUUAGCUAUCUAGUCAUGUGAUUGCUUAAUUAUAAUUGUUAUAUGUUCAGUGAAUAUUGAGAAUAACUUACUGGACACCUGGAACUGCCACUGCAGCAAAACUAGUGUUUAAAGUAGAAGUAUUUUUUUGAAUGAAAAUAUAUUCCAGCUGAUCCAUAUUCAAAUAUUUUCAGACUUCAAAUUUGUCUUCUCUACAUUUACUUAAAACUAUUGUAAAUGUUAGUGUAUCCUUUUAGACUGUGCCUUUGUGUUUGUGUCUUGAGAGUCAACUGAGAAGCCACACAGAUAAUGUGAAAGUUGUUACCGCCACAGCAUGAAUGUACAAUUGUAUUAAAUUUAAUCCAGAGAAGUCUGUUUGGAUGUGCUUUAUGUUACUAGAUUUGUUAAAACUUCAGAUUGUUACUUGGAAGAAAGCUAUUUCUUCCACUUUGCCAGUUUAGGUUUGUAUGUUUUCAUUAAUCCUCCAUGUUUUUCCUUUCAUAUGAGCAAUGUUGAACCUCUCCUUGUAAAUAUAUUUUUCUCUCCUUUAAAUUGCCCCACAAGAAUUUCGUAUCUUCUGUUAAAUUUCUUGAAGAAAAUUACUCAAAAACAAGUUUUUCCUUCUAUGUGCUAAUCAUUUCAGGUGUCUGUAUUCCUUUUGCUGUCAUUAAGAGACUUACUGAGAAUAUGGUGUGAUCUGUUUUUCAUUUCAUUCAUGUAAUACCUAAGCACCCAGGGCAAGGGCAAGGGCAAGGGCAAGAAUGGUCUAGGCACAGACAAAACAAUCCCAAGCAUUUGAGUAUAGAAAUGUGUAAUAGACUAAGACUUAAAAGCAAAAAUAUGAAACCAAAGGUAGUAUUCCUAAAAUAGCUAUUGUUAUACUUAAGGGUCCUUAAGAGAAACAUGUUUUAGAGGGUAAGAUAUACAUGUAGAUAGAUGUCAUCUGUAAAUUCAGGUUGGUCUUUACAAUGGCAGAGAGACCUAGCAGUUCUUAGUGGUAGAGACAGGCAGUCACUUAGGAUGGUCAUUUUAGUAUCCCAUCUAAUGGAACUUUAAAAAAAUAGAAUAUAACUUAGGUGUAUUUAAAACACCCAACACUUAGGGACUGUAUGCUUGAAACAAGACUUUAAGGUAAUACCAGAGAUGUGUGGGUGACUGCCAAUCUACAUUAGUUCUUCCUCACUACAUCUGUGUUUUAGCACUGGAGGGAAGGAGUCAGUAGCACAGUUCCAAUCCAUCCAGACCUGCAUUCCAGCUUUCUACAUUUUUUUUUUUGUCAACUUAGAUUCAGCUUAGAUGUCUGUUGGCAACUUUAGAUAGGUGAGAGAAAAGCCUCCCUACUAAGGUUCUUUCCAAAUGUUCACAUAGCUGCUGUUCAAAAGGAUAGAAAGAUACAAAAUAAGCCUUGUUGACUUUAUUUCCCUUUUAAAAAAUGAGUGACAAGUUUUAAUUACUGAAUAAAUAGAAUUCCAAUGUAAUUAUAUGCCUAGACAAACACUGUUAAUGUUCACAAAAACUAAUUAGUCCACACAUGUAUUUCAAAAAGUUACUUUGAAAGAAUAAUAGAAGGGCAGAAAAAAUACACAACUGCAGAUUCUAGUCUGCCCACCUAACUUGUCUAACUUCUCAGAGGCAAUCACCCUCACGGGUUUCUUGCAUAUUUUAGCAAUUAAUUCUAUGCAUACACCUAUGUUUACUUAGAGCAUACCUUUGUUUUACACAAAUGGCAGCAUACUAUACCUAUAGUUUGCAACUUUUUUCUCAUUUAAUCACCUUGGAAAAAUUUCUUGCCAGUGCCACAAUACUGUCUCAUUCUUUGCAUAGUGUUCCAUUUUUAUAGAACUCUCUGCUACUUGUUCAUUAAUCUUAUUUUGUAUCCCUUUGUCUUACUUUGUAUCUUUUGUCUGUGUGGUACAGUGAGUUUUGCUGACAGAGGAAAAAAAUUCUUUUAUGAAUCAUGUCAAGCCCCUAAGCUGUAGCCAAAGAAUAACAAAGAUGAGCUGCACCUAAGGGAGAAAGCAUGGAGAAUUACUGAUCUGGUCACAACGUGAUUGUAGGUUCCAUCACCCAGCUGUGUAAGCCUGGACACUCCCUUAAGCAAUCUGGAUUGAUGAAGUGAUUUCUAAGAUCCUUUUCAGCAAUAAAGUUCUAAGAUUUGGAAUUCCUGAGAAGUUGCAGCUAACACAUACUGCUUAAUAUUUUAAAGUUUUAACAUUAAAAACGUCUCAUUUGGUCUCAAUCAGGUCAGCUAAAAAGAUAAAAAUAUUUUGAAUUUAAAAUAAACUCUUAACAUCAGAAAUUAUGACCAAGGAAAUAAUUUUAAAACUUCCUAAAGGGUUUAUUUUCUAGUUUUCUAGAUAGAAUUUAACUGCAACGAGAGCCAUCUCAAAUCAGAAAGCUAGCAUCAGCUCUCAACUGUCCGUGCCCUGAAUUACCUCUGUAGUUUUGCAGCAACCCUAUAAAGUACAAGUUUAAAGAUGAGGAAAAUAAGCUUCAUAAAGAUUAAGUUUCUUAACUUGCCUAAGGUGAUCCAGUUUGCUUCCCAAAUAAACUGAAUUAAAAUGAACAGUCAUUGGAAGAUUAUAAUCUCAGUUUUAACUUCCAAAUUUUCUACAUGAUUCUGGAUAUAUACUUUGCACCAAUUCUCUUAAUGGUUUAAAAGAAAAAAAAAAAAAAAACAACCAAGGUUUAUCUAAAAGCUGACUGUAAGUACUGUUCCAACUAACAGAGGUUUUGUCUUUUUUUUUUUCUUCCCAAGGGAAAAGCAAUCAUUAAACAAUUUCUUUGCUUAAUGUAAGUAACCAAAAAUGAAAAAAAAAUCUAAUAAUCUGGCUAAAGUAACUUCCUUUUCUAACAGACCAUCUUUACACUUUUUUUGACCUGAGUAACUUCAGUAUCUCUUCCUAAAGACACCUAGGAAAGAGAGUUAUUUUUCAUAUACUUUUCCUUUUUUAUUUAUUGUAAUCUGCUUUUUAUAUCUGAAAUUAAUCCAACUCCAAAAACAGGAUAUGGAUGAAUUAUUUUAACAGAAAAUUAUUUUCUCCAUAAUUUAAAAUGCACCAACUUGACGCACUCAGAUUGCUUUAGAUGAGCACAUCUGUGUUCAGUAAAUAUAUCUGGUCUUUUUUCAAUGAUGCUGCAAUAGAAUUACUAGGUACAAAACAAAGAAUGGCACAGAUCCACAUACAAUGGCUCAUUGUCUUCAAUGAUGACAACAUAAUUGGGAUCUCUCCUGUAUUUGUUCUUGAAAAUUUUUUUCUCUUUAGAAAAGGGUAAGUGAAAAGCAUUUAGUGGGGAAAACUAAUUGGGUUGAAGUUUAGCUGUAGGUAUAAAUUAAAACAUCUGAAUAUUUUCUGACAUUGAAAAAAAGGGGGCGGGGGGCAGUGAAUGCCAAGAAAAACCAAGAUCAGAUCAAACAAACGUGUUUUGGAUGAAUCACAAAAUAAUCCAAAUUACUAUCAUCUGAUCCAACUCAGUCCUGAUUAUACAUCAAAACAACCUCAGAGGUCUAUCAAAUACAUAUACUAUAUAGCAAACCCCAAGCAUACUGAAUCCAAGUCUGCAAAGUUGGGGCCUAAACAUCUGUGUUUUGAAAAGCUCAAAAAGAUAUAGAUGUCGGUUGCUCACCUUUUCCUAAUCUGAAUCCUGAUUUUAAAAAUUAUCCAUGCUGAUGUUCCCAUGUGCCUCAGAGGGAGAGGAUUCUAUUUAAAAGCUCCAGGAGACCUGACUGGCAUGAGUUAUUUCAUACCUUUUCCCAGUGACUGUUCAGGGAUGGACAGGUCUAAGCCACUUUAAAUUAAUGAGACCCAAGGAUUUGGUGGCAAAUUCUGGGAAAUCUUUUGCAUAUUAAAAGAAGGCCCUUGGAAUCCAGCCUGACUCCUCCACUGCAUGUAAAUGAAGAUGCACAUGGCUCAAACUGCUAUUGGCAAUCAUCCCAUGACCACGAGGGUAGCCAGCCUUAGGAUGAUGCCAAUGCUGCAGUUGAAAAUGGGAGAAAAAACCCUAGAGGCUCUUGGUGACACUACUGAAUCACUGGAUCAGAAAUACUGAAGCCCAUUCUAUCAGUAGACUAAAUAUAUAAUGAUUCAAUACAUUUUAUUAAGUCAUUUUAAGUUGGAUUUUUUUGCUAUUUGCAUCUGAAAACUAGAGUGGUCCCACCCAAUACAGCAGUCUUUGAAUCAUAAAAAUCUGUAUUAAAUAGAAACCAUAAAUAACAAUUCCUAUUUAUUUAAUCCAUAAGCCGAAGAUUUUUCUUUCCUAUUUUAACAAAUAAUCUUCUAAAAAAUAAUUUGUUAUACUCUUCCAAUAUUUGAACUGAAUUGUAUUUUAAAGUUUAUAUUCAUUGCAUUCACUUCAUUAUUUAUUCCAAGUUUUUGCUAUAGGCUUUAUCUUGAAUGUGUAGGACCAUUCGCCGUGCAUAGAAGUCCCUGUAUUCCUCUGGUAAUUCAGCCAGUGUUUUUAAAGCUCUGUCCAAAAUUUGUGCAGCUCUUGAUGCUGCUGUAGGAUCUUUGUUUCCAUAGGUAUCUGUUUUAUCAUAGCAUUCAGAUGGAAGAUGCUUCCAAAAGACAUUCACUCCCACUCCAAACUCUUCAGAAAUUACGUUAUGGAACCAUAAAGCUGGAGAAAGUUUAAAGAAAAAAAACAAGUUAAAAAUAAAACCUAGAGUAAAAAAAAAAAAAAAAAAAGAAACAAACCAAAA
Messenger RNA from Canis lupus familiaris (dog), 7683 nucleotides. RefSeq names its product chromosome 37 C2orf69 homolog (gene C37H2orf69). The transcript has 2 exons. Lineage: Eukaryota; Metazoa; Chordata; Mammalia; Carnivora; Canidae. The record is from RefSeq and is a predicted model, not a curated record. Bases 35 to 1213 code for a protein of 392 amino acids. Gene Ontology annotation, cellular component: mitochondrion.